Messenger RNA from Phalaenopsis equestris, 560 nucleotides. RefSeq names its product peptidyl-prolyl cis-trans isomerase FKBP12. Lineage: Eukaryota; Viridiplantae; Streptophyta; Magnoliopsida; Asparagales; Orchidaceae. Bases 71 to 412 code for a protein of 113 amino acids. Gene Ontology annotation, molecular function: peptidyl-prolyl cis-trans isomerase activity. The transcript is spliced from 5 exons. The record is from RefSeq and is a predicted model, not a curated record.
AUAAAUUAGAAAAAUUAGCUAAAGUCGUCAAGUUUUGCACAGGGCGAGACGACGAAAAGAGUAAGUGGGGAUGGGAGUGCAGAAGGAGAUUCUGAAGCCCGGCAAUGGAGCCAAGCCUAUUCGCGGUCAAAACGUUACCGUGCACUGUACUGGCUUUGGUAAGGAUGGUGAUCUAUCAAAGAAGUUUUGGAGUACCAAAGAUCCUGGACAACAACCAUUCACAUUUAAGAUAGGCUUGGGUUCUGUUAUCAAAGGUUGGGAUGAAGGUGUUUUGGGCAUGGAUGUUGGGGAAAUUGCUCGUCUCCAGUGCUCUCCAGAUUAUGCGUACGGAGCUAAUGGAUUUCCAGCCUGGGGAAUUCAACCUAACUCUGUUUUGGUGUUCGAGAUUGAAGUUCUCGGUGCUCAGUGGUAGUGAUAACAAUUCUGUUAUUUCCACUGGCAGCGUUAUGAUUGCCUUUUGUAUUCUGCACCCUUGGGUAACUGCUAAUUUAAGCUGGAUCUAACGGUAAUCAUCAACUUAUGGUGUAUGUCCGGAGGUUUUAAUUUCCUUUUCACGAAUA